Molecule: messenger RNA, 1775 nt
Organism: Candidula unifasciata
Lineage: Eukaryota; Metazoa; Mollusca; Gastropoda; Stylommatophora; Geomitridae
Source: the annotation of a GenBank genome assembly
GCAACGAUUCCAGGUUCGUGCAGGCUACGGCCGGGUGCAAACAUUUUGAUGUCCACGGAGGGCCUGAGAACAUCCCUGUCUCCAGAUUCUCCUUUGACGCACAGGUUUCAGAUGUUGACUGGAGAACCACAUUCCUGCCAGCUUUCAAGAAAUGUGUGGAAGCGGGAACUUUUAGUCUCAUGUGCAGCUAUAACAGAAUAAACGGGGUGCCCGCCUGCGCCAACCAGAAAUUGCUGUGGGACAUUCUGCGAGGGGAGUGGAACUUCACCGGCUAUGUGGUCAGUGACGAGGGAGCCAUAGAGAACAUCAUCUCGCAACAUCACUACCUCAACAACAGCGUGGACACGGUCGCCGCAUGUGUCAACGCUGGCACCAACUUGGAGCUGUCCGGGAAUCUCCAAAACCCGGUCUAUGUUUCCCUUGUGGAUGCCGUCAGUCAAGGGAAGCUAACCGAAGAUGUGGUCAGAGAAAGAGUUAAGCCCUUGUUCUACACCAGGAUGAGGCUGGGAGAGUUUGACCCUCCAGAAAACAACCCGUAUGCAAGUCUGGACGGCAGUGUGGCCGAGUCACUAGAGCACCAGGCCUUGGCUGUGGAAGCCGCCAUCAAAUCUUUUGUCCUCUUAAAGAACACAAACAACUUUUUGCCCGUAAACCCUGCGGCGUACUCAAAUGUAGCGAUCGUUGGGCCAAUGGCAGACAAUGUGGGUCAACUGUUUGGAGACUACAGUCCGCAACAGGACAGAAGCUUCACUAAGACGCCUCUACAAGGUCUUCAGGAGAUUUUCCCCAACAUCAGAACAGGAAAAGCUUGCUUGGACAAAACACCGUGUACCUCGUACAACCCGGAGAUUAUCAUGGAUGCUGUGGCGGCUGCAAAUCUGGUCUUUGUGGCUUUAGGAACAGGGCAAGCCGUGGAAGCUGAAGGUCGUGACAGAGCUAAUCUCAACCUGCCCGGCAAUCAGUCGGCGCUGCUGACAGAUGCCUUGUUGUACAGUAACAACAGUCCUGUGGUCCUACUCUUGUUUAACGCUGGACCUCUCAACUUGACACUGUUUGACCCGGUAGAUCGAAUUGUCGCCAUUUUGGAGUGUUUUCUGCCGGCCCAGGCUACAGGCGAUGCUCUAGCGGCAGUGCUCGUCAACAAGGGAGGCAACAGUAGUCCUGGAGGCAGGCUUCCUAUUACAUGGCCCAAGUAUGAGUCUCAUAUUCCACCUAUAGUGAACUACGCAAUGGCUGGAAGAACUUACCGCUACUCGGAACAAGAAGCCUUGUACCCAUUCGGCUACGGCCUUUCCUACACCACCUUUGAAUAUCCAGUAUUAGCUGUAUCUUACUUUGACCAGCCUAAACAGAACAUCUCCGUAGGAAUCGACGUUUCCAACACUGGAAAUGUGCAAGCAGACGAGGUGGUACAGUGCUACUUUGUCUGGGAGAACAAGACCCUACCUGUUCCACUCAUUCAACUGAUCUACUUCAACAGAAUAAACCUGCCACCUGGUGGGCAACAGAGUCUCAGGUUUAAUGUCACCUGGGACAAGUGGGCUUUCUGGGACGGUCAGCAGUGGUCAGUUGAUACAGGUCUCAUAGAUCUUUACUGUGGGGGUCAGCAGCCCAACCAGAACAAAGCCGCCCCGUCCAAUGUUCUAGAAGUCCAGUUUCAAGUCUACGGUGACCAGGCAAUCAGUAAACAGCAUAAACAUCAUCAUGAGCCAUUACAUGUCGACAGACCGGUGGCAAAAGAACAUGUUGUGAAAGCUUUUCAUCAUCCAAAAUAG